CCUUCUCUUUAUAAGCCCGCAGUGCCCGGAUGUGAAUGGAUUACAAUGUAUCUUUCAGGGAAACCUAUUAUUAUCAAUGUGACUCCACGGGGGAGUCCAUGGUGAUGAGGAGGAGGAGGAGGAGGAUGAUGAGGAGACACCUCUAAACUUGGAACAAGUUUAAGACUUUAUAAAAGGAGAAGAAAAAAAAAAACUACCAACAAGAUUUGUUUGAGGAAAAUUUAUAACUAUCCUGUAUUGAUAUUUUUUUAUAAACAAUAAGAAAAAGUUGUUGGAUUUUUUUUUUUUUCAUGAUUGCUUUUUGGGGGGAGGGUGUUUUGUUGCAGUUUUAUGUUGGAAAAUGCAAACACCAGAGCCAGGUGCAUAAUCUUGUAUUCUGUGGAUCUCCCUGGAGCAGAACUGAGUACCAGUUAAAAUACUUUUUUUGGGGGAUACCCAUGUGAGAUACUAAGUCCUUGCAGAAGAUUUUUGUCUCUCUUUUUAAAGUCACUUUCCUUGGAAUAUUGUGAGCAUAUUUGUGGCCAUUUAAGGUUUGUGUGAUUUUGCUAAAAUGCAUCACCAACAGCGAAUGGCUGCCUUAGGGACGGACAAAGAGCUGAGUGAUUUACUGGAUUUCAGUGCGAUGUUUUCACCUCCUGUGAGCAGUGGGAAAAAUGGACCAACUUCCUUGGCGAGUGGACAUUUUACUGGCUCAAAUGUAGAAGACAGAAGUAGCUCAGGGUCCUGGGGGAAUGGAGGACAUCCGAGCCCGUCCAGGAACUAUGGAGAUGGGACUCCCUAUGACCACAUGACCAGCAGGGACCUUGGGUCACAUGACAAUCUUUCUCCACCUUUUGUCAAUUCCAGAAUACAAAGUAAAACAGAAAGGGGCACAUACUCAUCUUAUGGGAGAGAAUCAAACUUACAGGGUUGCCAUCAGCAGAGUCUCCUCGGAGGUGACAUGGAUAUGGGCAACCCAGGAACCCUUUCGCCCACCAAACCUGGUUCCCAGUAUUAUCAGUAUUCUAGCAAUAACCCCCGAAGAAGGCCUCUUCACAGUAGUGCCAUGGAGGUACAGACAAAGAAAGUUCGAAAAGUUCCUCCAGGUUUGCCAUCUUCAGUUUAUGCUCCAUCAGCAAGCACUGCCGACUACAAUAGGGACUCGCCAGGCUACCCUUCCUCCAAACCAGCAGCCAGCACUUUCCCUAGCUCCUUCUUCAUGCAAGAUGGCCAUCACAGCAGUGACCCUUGGAGCUCCUCCAGUGGGAUGAAUCAGCCUGGCUACGGAGGAAUGUUGGGCAAUUCUUCUCAUAUUCCACAGUCUAGCAGCUACUGUAGCCUGCAUCCACACGAACGUUUGAGCUAUCCAUCACACUCCUCAGCAGACAUCAAUUCAAGUCUUCCUCCAAUGUCCACUUUCCACCGUAGUGGUACAAACCAUUACAGCACCUCUUCCUGUACGCCUCCUGCCAACGGGACAGACAAUAUAAUGGCAAAUAGAGGAAGCGGGGCAGCAGGCAGCUCCCAGACUGGAGAUGCUCUGGGGAAAGCACUUGCUUCGAUCUAUUCUCCAGAUCACACUAACAACAGCUUUUCAUCAAACCCUUCGACUCCCGUUGGCUCGCCUCCUUCUCUCUCAGCAGGCACAGCUGUUUGGUCUAGGAAUGGAGGACAGGCCUCGUCAUCCCCUAACUAUGAAGGACCUUUACACUCCUUGCAAAGCCGAAUUGAAGAUCGUUUAGAAAGACUGGAUGAUGCUAUUCAUGUUCUCCGGAAUCAUGCAGUGGGCCCUUCCACGGCUAUGCCUGGUGGCCAUGGGGACAUGCAUGGAAUCAUUGGACCUUCUCAUAAUGGAGCGAUGGGUGGUCUGGGCUCAGGGUAUGGAACCGGUCUUCUUUCUGCCAACAGACACUCGCUCAUGGUUGGGGCCCAUCGUGAGGAUGGCGUGGCCCUGAGAGGCAGCCAUUCUCUUGUGCCAAACCAAGUUCCGGUCCCGCAGCUUCCUGUCCAGUCAGCAACUUCCCCUGAUUUGAACCCACCCCAGGACCCUUACAGAGGCAUGCCACCAGGACUGCAGGGCCAGAGCGUGUCCUCUGGCAGCUCUGAGAUCAAAUCUGAUGACGAGGGCGAUGAGAACCUGCAAGACACGAAAUCUUCUGAGGACAAGAAAUUAGAUGACGACAAGAAGGAUAUCAAAUCAAUUACUAGGUCAAGAUCUAGCAAUAACGACGACGAGGACCUGACCCCGGAGCAGAAGGCCGAGCGCGAGAAGGAGCGGAGGAUGGCCAACAACGCCCGCGAGCGCCUAAGGGUGCGCGACAUCAACGAGGCUUUCAAGGAGCUCGGCCGCAUGGUGCAGCUCCACCUCAAGAGCGACAAGCCCCAGACCAAGCUCCUGAUCCUCCACCAGGCCGUGGCGGUCAUCCUCAGCCUGGAGCAGCAAGUCCGAGAAAGGAAUCUGAACCCGAAAGCGGCGUGUCUGAAGAGAAGGGAGGAAGAAAAGGUGUCCUCGGAGCCUCCCCCACUCUCCCUGGCAGGCCCUCACCCUGGAAUGGGAGACGCAUCAAAUCACAUGGGACAGAUGUAAAAGGGUCCAAGUUGCCACAUUGCUUCAUUAAUACAAGAGACCACUUCCUUAACAGCUGUAUUAUCUUAAACCCACAUAAACACUUCUCCUUAACCCC
Messenger RNA from Talpa occidentalis (Iberian mole), 2663 nucleotides. It is a transcript of the gene TCF4, whose product is annotated as transcription factor 4. Gene Ontology annotation, molecular function: DNA-binding transcription factor activity, RNA polymerase II-specific; protein dimerization activity; RNA polymerase II cis-regulatory region sequence-specific DNA binding. Bases 551 to 2566 code for a protein of 671 amino acids. The record is from RefSeq and is a predicted model, not a curated record. Gene Ontology annotation, cellular component: transcription regulator complex. Gene Ontology annotation, biological process: regulation of transcription by RNA polymerase II. The transcript is spliced from 20 exons. NCBI's taxonomy places the organism in Eukaryota, Metazoa, Chordata, Mammalia, Eulipotyphla, Talpidae.